Molecule: messenger RNA, 13640 nt
Organism: Salvelinus fontinalis (brook trout)
Lineage: Eukaryota; Metazoa; Chordata; Actinopteri; Salmoniformes; Salmonidae
Product: cadherin EGF LAG seven-pass G-type receptor 3-like
Exons: 36
Coding region: 117-11810 (3897 amino acids)
Biological process (GO): cell surface receptor signaling pathway; G protein-coupled receptor signaling pathway; homophilic cell-cell adhesion
Cellular component (GO): plasma membrane
Molecular function (GO): G protein-coupled receptor activity; calcium ion binding
Source: RefSeq, a predicted model, not a curated record
ACCAGGGAGGUGGAGGAAGAGAGCAUCGAGGGGGAGGGGUGUUGAGAGGAGGAGGAGAGCGUAACGCGAGGAUGGAUAGUACCACCGGGGUCUGCUGAGAGCCAUGUUGGAUAUGAAUGAAAGGGAGAGUUGCUGCACCCCUGACGCCGACAGACCGAGUUCUACCGAACACAGCGAGUAAAUGCCAACUUCCCGGGCCCACGGAGAGACGGGGGAGCGCGGGGGAAGGUGUCGGGCGGUGCCGCUGGAGCUGGCUACCUAGCCGGCGACGGAAGAGAGAGAGACGCACUCGAAGAGAGCGAGAGAGAGGGAGAGAGAAAGAGAGAGGGGUGAGAGGGAGAAAGGGGGAGAGGAGAAAGGAUCUUACCAGACUAAUGGCUGCACUGCUACUGGGUUCCAGCCUGCUCUCACCACUUCUUCUCCACCUGCUCCUCAGCCCUUUGUUCGCGGUUAACCCGGGGAAGUUAGUAGGGACCUGUCGUUGGAGCCCGGGACCCUGCCCUGAGACACCGAGCCAUCCAAGGGAAGCUGGGGUCUUGGCGAGCAGCAGUGGUUCGGUGAUCUGCCCCAGGUGGACGUUACAACGUCUCCCAUCGGAACGGCUCACAUCGGAACCUGCAUUCCCGGUGUGGAGUCCUUUUAUAUGGCAAGGGGCGCACGGAGACCCUUUUGAACCGUUGUGCACCGAAGAGGGAGGUGCGAGAGGGCCGUGGAAUGGAGUCAGGCACCCCCAUCCUGCAGGUAGGAGCAGGAGCAGCGGUGGGGAGAGGGGCGUUGUUUCACCUGUUUUCUCUUCGCGGGUUCAAAAGGCCAAAAAGCGGUAUAUACAAAGUACUAGAGUUUGCGCGUGGUCACCACCCUGUCUGACGCCGGCCAAACCCGACACAGGGAGAGUCUUUGUGCGCGGCCAACACCAGGGACCUGAGAGCGAGUCGUCGGGGAUUACUAGAGACGUUCGAGGGGCUUCUCACAGGUGUACAAGGACCCUUCACCGGCCACUUCCCCCAACACAGCAAAUAUCUACAGCUAAGCAACCACCUGGACAGCUGCCAUGGGGCCCUCCACGCUCUCAUUUGGGCAAUAAUGCUUUGGACGCCGGCGAGGUGGCCACCGGUGCUUGUUCUCAUUUAAGUAGUCACAAUGUUAUCGAUCUCACCAGUGAUGGUUGUAAUCGUUCGUUUACUAAAGCCAUUGGGAGAACGGGGAGGAGCGUGGCGCAUGGGCCCUGCCCAUGCUAUCUCACCUCAGCCACCGCAGGCAGCGCAGCCAGAUGUUACCAGUCACCCGGGAUUACUGAUGGGGCCAUGGCCCUCACAGGUUAUUUCAGGCAUACCCGCUCCAGUCCUGGGCAUGCCAUGGUUCUGGGCAGGAGGAGGGAGGGAGAGAAGGCACAAGGCAACAAACACGUGAACAAAAAUGAUCUGGAUAAUGAUUUGGCCUCUGUUUAUAUAACAACUAAGCUUAAGGAGCCGGCUGCUCCUCCACAGAGAAUAUCAGUGUUGGCAGGCCGAGAACAGAGCGCUCAACCCCGGGUAGAGAGUAAGGGGUUACCCUGGGGGUCUCUCCCCGGAACGAGGUGUUGUGGUUUGCAGCGGAUGGAUAUGGGGGGAGGACUUUCAGCCAACGUUAUAGGUCCCAGGGGAAGCAUAGAAGUGAGUAAUCUCGACAUUCAAUUUCCCCCCACCACAAAUAUCACUGAUAGUCUAUGUUUGCCAUCUAACGGAACCGGUAAUGAAAACAGAAAUUCUACUAGCUCAUUUUCCUUAUUCCAUGACGACAUACAGGCAGCAGAAUCGGCUGCUCAAGCCAAUGUUCCUUAUCCUCAGUCUGAGCCAGCUCACAAUGAGUCAGCUAUCGUCACGCCUAUAUUGUCUUCCAUCACCGCUCUCACAAUAUCAGCCUCGGUACACGCUGGUGCAAUUAAGUCUGGUGUUACUCACAGGGAUAUCGUUAUCACAAACCCCUUUCCAUUCUCCAUGCGGCUCAAUCUAAAUAAACGGGAUAGUGACUCAGACUCACAUUCCCAGCCACGGACAAGCCUCCUCUACAGACCCCCUCCCCUUCAAAUAGGUUCAGCACCACAGGCACAAUGGACAGCACCCAUGAAAACCUCUACCCAGCUUUCUCCAAGUAAACAUGCAUAUUCGGCUCACCACUUUCAGCCAUUGUUUUGGGAGAAUGUUCACAACGUCAAUAAUAAUAACAAUAUCAGAAAUUACAACCAGAACCACAACAACAACAACAACAACAACAACAACAAAGAGGAGAAUGUUCAGAUGAAUGAUGAAAGAAAUGGUGUCAAUAGUAGACAGGCGUCAGUGGAUCUGAGCGGACCAUGCUCACAGACACAGCUGGGCUUGGUCCCUGAAGAAUUGCUCGACACUGCGUGUGUUGACAGCAGCUCAGGCGACAGCUUAACUACUGUCCAGGGGGGCACUCGCCCGCAAUUAAAAUCAGGUAAACUGGUGCCAUUACAACAGGAAGGUGUCAGUCAGCCAGAAGGGCAUAUGGGGGGCGAAGUUGAUGAGGGGCCUGGGGGAAGCGAAUUACAGGCGGGGGAGGGAGAGAGACAGGCCAGAGAGGCAUGGAGGGAGGAAGUGGAGGAGUGGGAGUCAGAGGGAAUAAGAAAGGGAGCCACAGCCCAGACAGAUGCAACUGUAGAGGCAGCGGGAGAGAGAGAGAAGGGUCAGGAGAGGGCCAGCCUCACACAGACACAGAGUGGAGCAGGAGGAAAAGGGGAGGGGAAGAGAGUGUGGCAGGGGCCUGAAAGCACACAGGAAGACGAGGAGGAAAGGCACAGGUCAAGGGGAGAGAGAAGCUUUGGAAGGCAGACCGUGGAAGAUGAAGGUGAGGAGGACAGAGGGAAAGAGGUUUUGGUGGUGGGGCGCGCUCGCCGAGCUGCCAACAGACACCCUCACUUCUCCCAGUAUAACUUCCAGGUGCAGGUUCCAGAAAACCAGCCCCCAGGCUCCUCAGUCAUAGCCAUGUCAGCCACCGACCCAGACGCAGGUGAAGCAGGCAGGCUCAGCUACACCAUGGCCCCUCUCAUGAACAGCAGAUCCACUGACUACUUCCACAUCGACCCCGACACAGGCCUCAUCACCACCUCCCAGGUGCUGGACAGGGAGCACAUGGACCUGCACUACUUCCGGGUCACGGCGUCAGACCACGGCUCUCCACGCCUCUCUGGCACCACCAUGGUGGCAAUCACUGUGGCCGACCGCAAUGACCACUCGCCUAUCUUUGAGCACACAGAGUACCGGGAGACCAUCCGGGAGAACGUGGAGGAGGGCUAUCCCAUCCUGCAGCUCCGAGCCACUGACCUGGAUGCCCCGUCCAAUGCCAACAUCCGCUACCGCUUCAUAGGAGACACAGCUGCUGCGGCCCGGGCCGCAUUUGAGAUCGACCCCCGCUCAGGGCUGAUCACCACACGGGGCGUGGUCGACCGGGAGACCAACGAGCGCUACACCCUCCACGUGGAGGCCAGCGACCAGGGAAGGGAGCCCGGGCCGCGCUCGGCCAUCGUUAAGGUCUUCAUCACAGUGCUGGACGAGAACGACAACGUGCCCCAGUUCAGCGAGAAGCGCUAUGUGGUGGCGGUCAGGGAGGACAUCCGGCCCCACUCGGAGAUCCUGAGGGUGAGCGCUACGGACCAUGAUAAGGAUAGCAACGCGGCUGUCCACUACAACAUCAUCAGUGGGAACAGCCGGGGUCAGUUCUCCAUCGACAGUGUGACGGGGGAGAUCCAGGUAGUUGCCCCUCUGGACUUCGAGGCAGAGAGGGAAUACACUCUGAGGGUUCGAGCCCAGGACAACGGCCGGCCACCCCUCUCCAAUAACACAGGUAUCAUCAGCGUGCAGGUGACCGACGUCAAUGACAACCCUCCCAUCUUCGUGUCCACGCCGUUCCAGGCGUCAGUGCUGGAGAGCGCCCCCGUGGGCAGCUCCAUCCUCCACAUCCAGGCCAUUGACACCGACUCUGGGGACAACGCCCGUCUGGAGUACAGGCUGACUGGCACCAGCCCUGACACGCCCUUCGUCAUUAACUCCGCCACCGGCUGGGUGACGGUCAGUUCGGCUCUCGACCGGGAGUCUGUGGAACACUUCUUCUUUGGGGUGGAGGCCAGAGACUAUGGCAUCCCACUUCUCUCUGCCACAGCCAGCGUGACCAUAACAGUGAUGGACGUCAACGACAACAGGCCAGAGUUCCUGCAGAAAGAGUACUUUGUGAGGCUCAACGAGGAUGCAGCUGUGGGCACCAGUGUGGUCAUUGUGACCGCGGUCGACCGUGAUGUCAACAGUGCGGUCACCUAUCAGAUCACGGGGGGCAACACGCGUAACCGCUUUGCUAUAAGCACAGCCGGAGGGUCGGGGAUGCUCUCUCUAGCACUGCCGCUCGACUACAAACAGGAGCGCCGAUACGUUCUGACUGUGACGGCUUCCGACCGCACGCUACAUGACACGUGCCAGGUCCACGUCAACAUCACGGACGCCAACACACACCGGCCUGUAUUCCAGAGCGCUCACUACUCAGUGACUGUGAACGAGGACCGCCCCCCGGGCAGCACGGUCGUGGUCAUCAGCGCCACGGAUGAUGACGUUGGCGAAAACUCUCGCAUCACCUACUUCCUGGAAGACAACAUCCCCCAGUUCCGCAUUGACCCGUCCAGUGGAGCCAUCACCCUGCAAGCCGAGCUGGAUUACGAGGACCAGAUGACCUACACUCUGGCCAUCACUGCACGGGACAACGGCAUCCCACAGAAGUCUGACACCACCUACGUAGAGGUGAAUGUGAACGAUGUGAACGACAACGCACCACAGUUCCUCAGCCCCAGGUACCAGGGCACCGUCAGUGAAGACGCCCCACCCUUCACUAGCGUCCUACAGAUAUCCGCAAUGGACCGAGAUGCCCAUGCCAACGGCCGCGUCCAGUACACCUUCCAGAAUGGGGAGGACGGUGACGGAGACUUCACCAUCGAGCCCACAUCGGGCAUCGUACGCACGGUCCGCCGUCUGGACCGCGAGAGUGUUCCAUUCUAUGAGCUGACGGCGUACGCCGUGGACCGUGGUGUGCCUCCCCAGCGGACGCCCGUUCACAUCCAGGUGACGGUUCUCGACGUCAACGACAACGCUCCUGUCUUCCCGGCAGACGACUUUGAGGUUCUGGUGAAGGAGAACAGCGCUGUGGGGUCGGUGGUGGCCCAGAUCACAGCCACAGACCCAGACGAGGGGACCAAUGCCCAGAUCAUGUAUCAAAUCGUAGAAGGUAACAUCCCUGAGAUCUUCCAGAUGGACAUCUUCUCCGGGGAGCUCACCUCCCUCAUCGACCUGGACUACGAGGCCCGCUCUGAGUACGUGAUCGUGGUCCAGGCCACCUCAGCCCCCCUGGUGAGCCGGGCCACAGUGCGCAUCCGGCUGGUGGACCAGAACGACAACCGGCCCCAGCUCCAGGACUUCCAGAUCGUCUUCAACAACUUUGUGUCCAACCGCUCCAACAGUUUCCCCAGCGACGUGAUUGGCCGGGUGCCGGCCCACGACCCCGAUGUGUCAGACCACCUGUACUACUCCAUUGCCCGGGGAAACGACCUACACCUGCUGCUGCUCAACCACAGCAGUGGGGAGAUCCGGCUGAGCCGCAAGCUGGACAACAACAGAGCCUUGGUGGCCCCCAUGCUCAUCACUGUCACAGACGGUAUCCACAGCAUCUCGGCCCAGUGCAUCCUCCGAGUACUCAUCAUCACAGAGGACAUGUUGAGCAGCAGCGUGACGGUGCGCCUUCAAAACAUGUCCCAGGACCACUUCCUGUCCCCUCUGCUUGGUCACUUCCUGGAAGGGGUGUCGGCGGUGCUGUCCGUCCCUCCGGAGGACGUGUUUGUUUUCAACAUCCAGCCGGACGGCGAGGCAGGGGGCAUCCUGAAUGUUAGUUUCACCGCGGCGCUGCCAGGGGGUCAUUUCUUCCCGUCCGAAGCCCUGGAAGAGCAACUCUACCUCAACCGGCCCCGCCUCACCUCCCUGGCACAGAUGGAGGUGCUUCCGUUCGAUGACAACGUGUGUCUGCGGGAGCCGUGUCAGAACUACAUGAAGUGCGUCUCGGUGCUUCGCUUCAACAGCUCUGCUCCCUUCAUCUCCUCUCCCUCCGUCCUGUUCCGGCCCAUCCACCCCAUCGCCGGGCUGCGCUGCCGCUGCCCCGCAGGCUUCACUGGGGACUACUGCGAGACGGAGAUCAACCUGUGUUACUCCAACCCUUGUUUCAACGGAGGGGUGUGUGCUCGCAGGGAGGGAGGCUACACCUGCAUCUGCAGAGAAGACUACACAGGCGAGCGGUGUGAGUGGGACAGGCGUCAGGGUCGCUGUGUCCCGGGGGUGUGUCGGAAUGGGGGGACGUGCAGGGAGCUGUCUGGAGGGGGGUUCCGCUGUGAGUGCCCCGCAGGAGGGUGCGAGCGGCCCUACUGCGCUGUCCCUGCACGCUCCUUCCCCCCCAAGUCCUUUAUCAUGUUCCGAGGCCUCCGCCAGAGAUUCCACCUCUCCAUCUCUCUCACCUUUGCCACUCUGGAGAACAGUGGCCUCCUCUUCUAUAACGGACGCUUCAACGAGAAACACGACUUCCUGGCUCUGGAGAUCUUGGAGGGCCAGGUGGUGCUCAAGUACUCCACAGGUGAAUCGUCCACUCAGGUGAGCCCCUUCCUACCUGGGGGCGUAGCCGAUGGCAACUGGCACACCGUCCACAUCCACUACUACAACAAGCCCAAGCGCAGUGUGAGCGGGGAGGCCCAGGGUCCGUCUGAUGAGAAGGUGGCGGUGGUCAGUGUGGAUGACUGUGACACGGCCGUGUCGCUGCGCUUCGGAACACAGCUUGGCAACUAUAGUUGUGCUGCUCAGGGCAAGCAGACCAGCUCCAAGAAAUCUCUGGAUCUCACCGGUCCCUUGUUUUUGGGCGGAGUGCCCAACACGCCAGAUAAUUUUCCGUUCCACACCCGAGAGUUUAUCGGCUGUAUGAAAGACCUCCACAUCGACAACAGUCUUCUGGACCUGGCUGGAUACAUCGCUAACAACGGAACUCUCCCUGGCUGCAGUGCCAAGUCGCCCUUCUGUAAAUCCAACCCGUGUCAGAAUGGAGGAACGUGCCGAGUGAGUUGGGAGACCUUCUCAUGUGACUGCCCCCUAGGUUUUGGAGGGAAGGACUGCAGCCAUGUGAUGCCCCACCCACAUCGUUUCCUGGGAAACAGUGCCCUCUGGUGGGACCUGAAGAAUGACGUGACCAUCUCCACUCCCUGGUACCUGGGGCUGGUGUUCAGGACGCGGGCCAGGGAUGGCACCCUGCUGCAGGCACAGGCCGGACAGUACACCAGCCUGGUCUUCCAGCUGGUGAGCGGUCAGCUGGUGUUCUCAGUGACCAAGGGGUCGACGCGGCCGGUGCGCCUGCGUCUGGACCAGGUGCAGGUGAGCGACGGACGCUGGCAUGACCUGCAGCUGGAGCUCCGAGACGUCCGCAGCGGGAGGGAGACGCGCUACGUGGCUACUGUCCGCCUCGACUUCGGCCUCUUCCAGGGCACAGUGAUAGUGGGGAAUGAGAUCCAUGGGCUGAAGGUGAAACACCUUCAUGUGGGCGGAGUCCUGGGCUCGGGGGAGGUGCAGAAUGGGAUACGGGGCUGCGUCCAGGGGGUUCGUUUGGGGGUGCGACCGGACGCCCCCCUCCUGCCCCACCCGUCCAAGGCUGUCAAAGUGGAGACGGGCUGUAGCGUUGGCAACCCCUGUGUCUCCUCCCCCUGCCCGCCCUACAGCCGCUGUAGUGAUGAUUGGGAACGCCACACCUGUCUCUGCGAACCAGGUUUCUAUGGUAAGGGCUGCAAAGAUGCGUGCCAGCUGAACCCAUGUGAGAACAAUGCCCAGUGUCACAGGAAGCCCAGCUCAUCCCACGGAUACAUCUGCGACUGUGGAGACGACCACUACGGACAGUAUUGUCAGCACAGGAUUGACCACCAAUGUCCACGUGGUUGGUGGGGCUCUCCAACAUGUGGGCCCUGCCACUGUGACGCCAGUAAAGGAUUGGACCCCGACUGCAACAAGACCAGCGGCCAAUGCCACUGCAAGGAGUUCCACUACCGCCCGCGGGGCAGUGACUCCUGCCUGCCGUGUGACUGCUUCCCUGUGGGCUCCUUCUCCCGGUCAUGUGACCCAGAGAGUGGCCAGUGCCCGUGUCGGGCUGGCGUGAUUGGUCGACAGUGCAACAUGUGCGACAACCCCUUUGCCGAGGUCACACAGACGGGCUGCGACGUCAUUUAUGACGGCUGUCCUAAGACCAUCACCCUGGGGAUCUGGUGGCCCAGGACUAAGUUCAACCUGCCAGCAGCCGUACCUUGUCCUAAAGGAUCUGUGGGUGCUGCUAUCAGACACUGUGACGUGGAGAGGGGCUGGCUGGAGCCGGAUCUCUACAACUGUACCUCUCCUCCCUUUGUGGAGCUCAAUGCAGCGCUGGAGUCGGUGGAGCGGAACGAGACAGAGCUCAGCACCAUUAUCGAGAAGAAACUGGCCCACCAGCUCCGUGAUGUCACUGAAGCCACACCCCGUCUCUAUGGCAAUGACCUUCAGAUUGCAGAGCGGCUACUGUCCCGCCUGUUGACAUUUGAGAGUCUGCAGACAGGCUUCGGCCUGACCGCCACCCAGGACGCACACUUCAACGAGAAUGUUCUGCGGGGCUGCAGUGCGGUGCUGGGUCCAGACAGUGCAGGGUUGUGGCGGGCCCAGAGCCAGGUCCAGGGAGGGGCAGGGGGGCUGGCUGACCUGCUGGAGCAGUAUGCCCAGACGCUGGCCCAGAACAUGAAGCUCACCUACCUGAACCCAGUGGCCCUGGUCGCCCCCAACAUCGUGAUGAACCUUGACCGUGUGGAGAACCACACCCACGUGCGUCGACGUUUCCCUCGCUACCAAAGCCCUCUGUUCCGCGGCCAGGCUCUCUGGGACCCCCACACACACGUGGUGCUGCCCCCUGCUGCCCUGGUGCCACAACGACACCAGUUUUCCGCUUCACAGAACACAGUUCCUGCCCCCGUCAGUAUGUUGGCCAAUCAGACAGGGGAAUAUGCUGCGGCCAGCCGUUCUGUUUCGCUGCCGGAGCCGCCCGUCACCAUCGUCAUCAUGCUGAUCUAUCGUAGCCUUGGACCGGCACUCCCCCCCAAGUACCACACUGACAGACGAGGAGUCAGACUCCCCAGACAUCCGGUGAUGAACUCUCCAGUGGUCAGUGUGUCUGUCUACAACAACCAGACGUUUGUCGGGGGUCCCCUGGACUCGCCCCUGCAGCUGGAGUUCCGUCUGCUGGAGACCACCAAUCGUAGCAAGCCCCUGUGUGUCCAGUGGAACCACAGCAGCCCCCUUUUCUCUACCCCCUCUAUCCGCCCUUCUUUCUCUCUCUCUCUCUCUCUCUCUCUCUCUCUCUCUCUCUCUCUCUCUCUCUCUCCCUAUCUCUCUCUCUCAAUUCAAUUCAAUUCAAUUCAAUUCAAGGGGCUUUAUUGGCAUGGGCUGCUCACCGUCCUGGUGCUGUCCUGCCUCAGGGGCCUCAAGUCCAAUACCCGCUCCAUCCACUCCAACAUGGCCGCCGCCAUGCUGCUCUCUGAGCUCGUCUUCCUGUUCGGCAUCAACCAGACUGAGCAGCAGUUCCUGUGUACUGUGGUGGCUAUCCUGCUGCACUAUUUCUUCAUGGCCACGUUUGCCUGGCUGUUUGUGGAAGGGCUCCACGUCUACCGCGUGCAGACAGAGGCUCGCAACAUCAACUACGGAGCCAUGAGGUUCUACUAUGCCAUCGGGUGGGGUGUGCCUGCCAUCAUCACAGGUUUGGCGGUAGGGCUGGACCCUGAGGGCUAUGGGAACCCAGACUUUUGCUGGAUCUCCAUCUACGACAAACUCAUCUGGAGCUUCGCUGGACCCAUCGCCAUCGUACUCCUGAUAAACGGUGGGAUGUUUCUGAUUGUGGCGCGCAUGUCCUGCAACCCCUCCCAGAAAGAGACCAAGAAACUACCUGUCAUUGUCACUAUACGCAGUGCCUCCCUCCUGCUGCUCCUGGCCACCUCUACCUGGUUCUUUGGGCUGAUGGCUGUCAACAACAGUAUUCUGGCAUUCCAUUAUGUCUUCGUUAUACUAUGCUUACUGCAGGGUCUUGCUGUGUUCCUGGUGUUCACGGUGCUGAACGCCGAGGUGCAGGAGGUCUGGAAUUUGUCGUGUCUGGGUAGGAAGAGCCCCAAUGAGGACACGCCCAGAGCCCCACAAAACCCUAACCCCUAUAACAAUGCGUCGUUGCUGGAGCAGAGCGGACUGCACCGCAUCACCCUGGGAGCCUCUACUAUCUCCUCCGUCAGCAGUGCUCGAGAGAACCUGCUGGCCCGCCAGACCUUGGAACACAAUCUGGGACAUACUGGAGCUACAGACCUGGACGUGGCUAUGUUCCAUAGAGACGGAGGUGAGGACUCGGACUCAGACUCGGAUCUCUCUUUAGAAGAGGAACGUAGUCUCUCCAUCCCCUCCUCCGAGAGUGAGGACAACGUUCGUCUCCGUGGACGCAUCCAGCGACGCUUCAAACGCACCAAUCACAGUGAGCGGCUUCUCACAGAGCCCGCCCACAACGGGACCAAAGAUCUGGAUGGCAAUGAUCUGCUCUCCUAUUGGCCAGCGCUGGAGGAGACUGAGGUCCACUCCCUGCAGAAGUGGGGCUCAGAGCGCCGCCUAGGGGCUGACUAUAGCAAGGACGCCACCAACAACAACCAGCCUGAGGCGGCACUGACCAGCGGGGACGAGAACGGCCUGACAGGACAGUCCAACCGCCACCGCAAGGGCAUCUUGAAGAACCGCAUUGACUGUCCCCCGGCCCUGCAGGGUCUCUCCGCCAUGGGCCAGGUCCCCAGCGAACUCUCCUGGUACCGCACCUCCACCCUGGGCCACAGGGGCGUCCCGGCAGCCUCCUACGGCCGCAUGUACUCUGGGACAGGCUCCCUGUCUGGUACGGGCUCCUUGUCCCAGCCCGCCUCCCGCUACUCCUCCAGGGAGCAUCUGGACUCUCUGGCCCGCCGCCAGCUCUCCAGAGACCCCCUCGGCCGCCAGGCUGGAGGAGGAUCCCAGAACCGUCUGGACCGCCAGGGCCCCCGGGACAACCUGGACUUGCUGCCCCGCCGCCGUGAGCCGGGCCUAGACAGAGCCUCCAGGGAGAACCUGAGCAGCUCCAGAGACAGGCUGGAUGUCCAGCAGCACAGCGCCCACGCCUCCCGGGAGGACUUGAGUGGGAAUGGGGGUGUGGAGCCCGGUCUGGGAGGGUCGCGCUCCCAGCUCAACACCCUGACGCGGCGCCAGGCCUCCUCCCGCGAACACCUGGGAGGAGCGCUGAUGAGCAGCCGCUCCCGUGAACAGCUGGAGGCCAACGGGGGCGGCGGGGUGACCCAGUCCCAGCCCUGCAGGGAGUGGCUUCGCACCCUGCCCCCCCGCCAGCACUCACACCCUGACCAGCCCCCGCCCUCCUCCCCUCCGGCCCCCAUCAGCGAGGAACCCCAGGAGCCCCCCCUACCCCGCCGCGGCCGGCUGGACUCUGCCCCCCUGUGUAGGUACCCCCUCCCUGCCCCCGGCGCCCCACCCAGCCGCCACCCGUCCAGCGAGCACCUGGACAUCCUGUCCUCCAUCUUGGCCUCCUUCAGUUCCUCCGUGCUCACCCCCCCAGCCCCCUCCUCUGCACAAGGACCCUCCCCCUCCCCGCCCCACUCCGCCACCUCCCACAGCAUCUCUGAGGUCUCCCCAGACUCUGAAGUCAACAGAAGUGAAGGACAGUCUUGAUGACACCCUCCAUAUCCCACAAUGCAUUAUGUUUUGUAUUGGGGAUACCAAGGACUGUGUGGGGGCCGGGGACAGGUCAAGGAGCACCCUGGACUGCUGAAGCACCCUGGGAUACUGGAGGAUCUAAGUGUUGAAGAAAGGCAGACAGUGAGAUGUGAGAUGAGUUUGGAGGUGCUUGGUUCGUUCUGUUGUUGACUAUUUUCUGUUACAACCAGCACCAAGUAUGGGGAGGAGGGCUAUACGAUGGAUGGCUGGCUACCUUAGCUACUAAUGUUUAAUGAACUUCGAUCCUCAGAUUUAGUCAUGAACACAAGGAUCGGAAUUGAACCGCUAAGAAAAAGAUGAACCUGUACAUAACAUUUUUAUAAAUUUUGUAUCUUUUUCAUCAGAGACGAAGAAAAAAAACACGGACGUUUUUGAAGAUUGCGCCCAUGUGCGGUUGUGAACGAAGUGUGAAUGGAAUCUGUCACUAGGGGCAAAAGCCCUUGAAUCAAAAUACCGUUAUCCUGAAACGUUUCCUCAAACACGUCAGCUAUAUGUAUAAAACUAGGGACAGGGGUCGGUUAGUGUUGAUUGGAUGAGACCUGAGACAUGAUAGGACGAGGAAGGUGUUGGGGGGCGGGUGAUUGUAAACAGGAAUGAAUUCUAUGGAAGCGGGAUCUGACAGAACAAAUGAUUGUGAACAAGAAAGAAUGCGAACAUACUUUGAUAUUUGAGAGGCUUGAUUAUCUCAUUCUUCAGUUGGUCAGGUUACUGUUUAGAUGGAAGUGCUCCUGUUAAUCCAAGGAAAGACCCACUGCAUUUGAAUGUCAGCCGUCUAUUCUGCAGCAUCAUACAUCUCUCUCUGUGCUACUAUAUAUCAGAAAACAAAACACCAGUACUGUUUCAUAUCUAAUAGUUUCUCUGCCUGAUAUUUGGUCCAUUUUAGUGUACAAAACCCUCUGUUGGGAAAAUGGUCACGUGUACCGGGUUACAGGGGUAUGAGAGGUAAAGAGAGAGAGAACACGUUUAUGUGACCACGAAAAGUCCUAAAGUGGUGUUACAUAUUGGCUCGGAGAUUAAAAGGCAGAUCAGAGGAGCGCGUCACCUGUGCACCAGUUGUUCCGGGACCAUAACAGGAGAACACAUUGCACAUGUAAUAACACGAUACUUAACAGGCGCGUGGAACAGCAAAAAAAGUGGGUCAAAAAGAAAUACGAGUGAAAAAGACGGAAGGAACCGAGGGACUAUUACUCAUUAGAGGAAGGACGAAAAGACAGGUUGUAGAAAGAAAACGACUCGUCUCUCACAACGGCGGUCUGCAAAUCUCUUUUCAACGACCUGCUUUAAUCUUUUUAUGUCUUUGGGUUGUGGUAAGUUAAUAUAAAUGUGACAGUAUUAUUGCCAAAAAUCUCCCCAGGGUCCCCGAUAUCCAUCCUUAGCUAUAUUCAACUGCUCCAGUUCUUUUGCCACUGGUCAGUUCUUUUCUAUAUGAUUUAUUAUUGCAGUACCUUUAACUUGUACAGACAUAAGAUUUAUAUUAUUUAUUACUUUGUCAUUUUGUGUGAGAGUAUGCAAGCGGUAUUUGUUCAAAUGUAGUUUUUUUACAUGUAAUGUUUCGUAUGAGCUGACUCCCACUGUGACAAAAUGCAUUGAGAGAAAAGGAAGUGUGAGAGAGAAGAGGGAAGUCAUUGAAAUGUAAUGAUGGAGGGAAGGAGGGAGGGAGAGAGGAACGGGGGACUGUCAGUUUGUGUGCUUAUUCUGGGGUAUGUGCUAUCCCGUCGGCAUGGGGGGAAUUUGAAACCGCUGCUCCUCGGUUACCAACAUAAAAAUAAGAAAUAUUCCUAACAA